UUGAGCAGCUUUGUCACUUGAGCGUUCCGCUCCCUCCGUCUUUGUUUCGCCCAGUCAGUCAGUCAGUCGGGCCUUGCCCAGCCAUCCAGAUCCGUGCAAUGCUCUGAAACACGUUGCUGAACUCUAUGAACAAUAACACGUAAUCUCAUCAGUAACGUGUGCCGUGGGCUUUGUAUAGCUCAUAGAAGUAAAACAGCCCAAGUUCAUAGGCAUUUAUAGGCACUUUUCAAUUCGGUACGUAUUUAGCCAGAACUUAAAGUCGAACGAGGCCAACGUUUCCAAUAUUUUGCCUUUCCUCGUCAUAAUGAAGUUACCCAACACAGUGACUUAACGUUAAACGGUUUCGUAAUAAAAGUAGGCAUUUUAGAAAAAGGAUGAAGCUCUGUCCUAACCACAAUUAGCCGAAAUUAUUAUUGGUCACUGUGAAUCGUUCUCAUUGGCAAAAUGAUGCUUUGUACUUUGUGAUAUUCUGUUUUUAUUCCAAAGAAAUUAAAAAGUGACGGUUAGUAGCAGGGCCUAGCCAGCUAACGUUAGCGGCGGCUAAGCAGUAGCUAUCGAGUUGGACUACCUGACCGACCUGUCAACGUUGUUGUUGCUAUGGAACAACCACCAUGGAGCUUUGAUGAUCUACAACCUGAGGACCUUUCCACCUCAAGCAUUCCCAACGUGCUUGACCUGACCAGGAACGGCAGCCUGAAUGUCAAGCCCUGCCAUGCCUGCCAUGUCCACAGCGCUGACUGGCUCCCAAACUCCGCAUUAGCCUCAACACAGACCACCGCAUCCUCUCAGCAGUCAGCGGAUCCAAUUCAACCAGACAAUGCCUUGUCCCACACCACAGUGACCCUAUCCUACGUGAGCACGUCUCCCAUUAACUCAGCAUCUCAGCCUCGAACUGGUUUGCCGCCUAUCUGCAAGUUCUCCCUUCUCCCUUCUUGUGAGGCGGAGAAAGGACUUAGGGAGAGCACCUAUACACUGAACCAGCAUUACUUGGAACACUGUGACACACCAGUGGACCUUGUCACAAAGACUCCAGAGGUUGAUCGACUUUGUCUACCUCGGGAGAUUUGUGAACGGAAUGGGACUGCAGGUUCCAGCACGACUAGCGGAGAGGAACGCGGCAUUCCCGAGAGUGCAGAAACUAGCGGGCGAGAUGACAGCUGGUCAAGUGUAGGUGUGGUGUCACUAGAAACCGACAUGACCGUCCUAAGGACGGGAAUUUCCGAGACGCUGCUACAGGUAUCAAAAAAGGAGGAAGCGGUCCAGAACAAAGAGGCCGCAAUAGAGCUGGGCUUUCUGACCGGGGAGUGUCAAAGCCCCCUUGAAGAGCCCGUGUGUCCCUCUGCUACCUCACCGUGUGAUUUGGAGGAAGUGUUAAUGCUGCCCCAGGCCUCCGCCCCGCCAAGCAGGGACAACUCUUUUCCAGCAGAUGAGGCUGGCUCCAUCGCAGAAGGGGCCCGUUUGGAUUCGAGUGAUGAAAACGGGCACCCAAGGAGGCCGCAGCCCGAGCCUUUGACGGAGGAUGUUUGUCCGUCAGGAAUUUCCGAGGACAAAGCCAACGCUCUCACCGCCCAUGAACGCGUGAACGGCAAUGUCAGCGCGCCCCAGGAAAGGAAACUGCCUUUGCGUUCAAACAGAGGGGUUCGCUUACAAUCGCUAGUUAUGACCAUCAAUUCAAGUAGUUAUAAAGUGUCGGGGCGCGUUGACACUAACGCCGAUGCUUCCAAAACCGGGGAUUCGUAUGCGAUGAAUCCAAAGAAGACUGGCACCCUGUCUAACGGGAAAAGCAGGAGCAAAGCGAAAGCAAAACACAAAGUAGUAACCCCGCGGAAAAAAGCUGAAGCCAAUGGCAUUCCAAUGCAUCAAUGCAAAACUACUACCUCCGAUUGUGUUGUUCCUUCUAAAAAGUCCAACAGUAAGUUUACAAAAGCCAUGGCAGAGGAGGUCCCUAACCCUGGCCAUUUGCCACAGGUGAGGUCCGAGUGUUCAAGCCCUGUGUCGAGAAACUCCCAAAAAGAGCCAGAUCUCGUGCACUCUGAUCCCCCCUCAUUGGAAAAAAAGCAAGCAAGAUGCUCCCCACCAGCAGCUCCAAAGAAAAGCCCGUGUUCACCAAAAGAUCCGCCCAGAUCCUCAGCUGCAAAGAAAAAGGUGGCGCGCACUCCCAAGAAGCGCCGGAAGAAGCGUCCACCCGCACCAUAUUUUUCCAUCUUCGCUCCCAAGGAGCCUGAAAUCAAGUUGAGAUAUGUCCACUACAAAGAAGAAAAAAAGGAGCCCAGGUACCAUCAUUUCUCCCCCUUCGUCCGGCUGCACGGCCAGCAGGCGUCCACGUCACAAUGCACCGUCGUCAACUACCCGGAAGAAGUGGCAACGCAGGCCAAAAAGGGCCCAAGAGAGCAGCAGGAGGAUCACCACAGCAGCUUUCUUUCUGGAACGGUACCCAACACUUCCUGUCUCCGGCUGGGUCGGGCGUCCACUCAGGGUCAGCGGCGGGGCGCCCUCAUCUGUUGCCUGUGUGCUCUCUCUGCCAAUGCCAUGGACUUGGGGGAUCUCCAUGGUCCCUACUACCCUGAAGGACAGCGGGUAUCCAGAGCCAAGACGUCGACGCUUGGGUCCGAUCUCAAGGAGCGCAAGAAUGACGACAGCGAUUCCGAUUCUUCCUCCUGUAGCGUCGGGGGCAGGGGGAAGAAACGGGCCGCCAACCAGUGGUGGCGGAAGGGCCUCCCGCCGACCGACGACGGCCCGGCGGCGGCGGCGGCGAAACGCGCUCGUUCGCAAAUGUGGCCAGCAGACGUGGAGGACUGGUACAGCGCCCCUGUGCUGCCCAUGGAGCCCCGUGAGUACUGGCUUCACGAAGACUGCGCCAUCUGGUCGGCCGGCGUCUUCUUGGUGAAGGGCAGAGUCUACGGCCUGGAGGAAACUGUCAAAGUGGCCCGGCAGACGACGUGCUCGGCCUGCUCCGGCCCAGGUGCAACGCUCGGCUGUUUCUUCAAAGGUUGUCCUAACAAAUACCACUACAGAUGUGCCCUGGAGGCAGACUGCGUCCUCGUCGAAGAAAACUUUUCCAUGAAGUGUAAAAAGCACAAGAACAAGACACUCAAAGCCCCAGCGGGGGGGAUGCACAGCGAUCCCAGGAGAAAGCGAGCCUCUUGAUAUCCAUUCACCUGGCAAAUUGCCCUCUGGACUAUGUGAAGUGGACGGCUAGCACCCGUAAACCUUAACUCCUCCUUUUUGCUUGGACUCACUCACUCACCACUUUGUCAAAAAGAUUUGUUUUGUUCCCCCCCCCCCCCCCCCCCCGCCCCCCAAAACAACAAUCACUAUCUGUAAUUUAAACAAAAAUUGUACAUAGUUGAUUAUAUUUAGUUCUAUUUAUUCGUGAAGCAUGUCGAUUUUGCUCCUUUGGUCAAAGAGACUUUUUAAGUUAUUGAUAACAAAAGUAGCUGCAGCAGAGGGAAUGGUGAGCAGAGCCACGUUGUAGAAAAGUUGUGUUUGAAUGUAUCCUGGCGUAUGUGUUGGCAGGAAGCACUUUGCGGCCGCUCGCUCGCUCGCUCGCUCGGUCGGUCGGUGGCUGCAGUAUUACUUGACCUUUUGCAAAGCACUUUGGCUUCUUGGAUCAGUAAGGAUUGUGAAUCCCAUUGAGGGAGGUGGAGGGGGGGUGAAGGACAAAAGUCAAAAGCUCAUUCCCACAUCCAGUGACAACAAGUGACUUUACAUUGACUCCAUUUCAAGACUGACGUACCUCAUAAGCCUUAUCUGACGUACGGGACACGCACACACACACACACAGACACACACACACGUGCUGUUUGCAGUGCAGGGCCAAAUGGGAUCUGCUUGGGCCAGCACUAUUGUGCUGUGUUUAAAGAAGUCACUGAAGAACACAAUUUGCCAUGGAGAGAGACCUCUUUCAUUCGUGCCAUGACAUUGUUUGCCGAAGGUCACGCGACUGCGAGGAUUUUAUUCAUUUUGUUUAAGUGUGUGUUUAUCUCAGGGCUGAAUUGAUUUAUUAUUGUGGGGUUAAUGGACAGGAAUGACAAAGGCCUUCUAGUUCCUGUCCAGACAUUCCAUCAUCUUGUAUCGCUCGUUUGGGUUUAACGAUGGACUUUUAAGUCGUGCAAUUGUAUUUGUUUGUUUGUUGGUUUGUUUUUUACCUCCCUGCUCUCCUCUUGUAGCAUUGGAGACCACGUGAGUGUCCAAAAUAAAUAUUUUGUUGCACAAUCAA
Molecule: messenger RNA, 4219 nt
Organism: Syngnathus typhle (broad-nosed pipefish)
Lineage: Eukaryota; Metazoa; Chordata; Actinopteri; Syngnathiformes; Syngnathidae
Product: transcription factor 20
Exons: 6
Coding region: 598-3147 (849 amino acids)
Biological process (GO): regulation of transcription by RNA polymerase II
Cellular component (GO): nucleus
Source: RefSeq, a predicted model, not a curated record